Molecule: messenger RNA, 4532 nt
Organism: Ficedula albicollis (Collared flycatcher)
Lineage: Eukaryota; Metazoa; Chordata; Aves; Passeriformes; Muscicapidae
Gene: CSNK1D
Product: casein kinase 1 delta
Exons: 9
Coding region: 218-1465 (415 amino acids)
Biological process (GO): positive regulation of canonical Wnt signaling pathway; regulation of circadian rhythm; peptidyl-serine phosphorylation
Cellular component (GO): spindle microtubule; cytoplasm; nucleus
Molecular function (GO): protein serine/threonine kinase activity; ATP binding
Source: RefSeq, a predicted model, not a curated record
CGUCGGGGCUGAGGGGGCGGGCGGCCGCCGGUGUCGGGAAUCCGUGUCCAUCUUGCUCGGGAGCUGCGGCGACCGUCUUGCCUGUCUCGCUAGUAUCGAGCGGCGAAACCAAAGCCGCGAUGGCAUCCGAAACCGCAGGACUGUGAGGCAUCAGAACGAGAGCCGGCAGGCCGGGCAGAGCAACAGAAGCGGGUUGCUGACGAGCCGAGCUGCCGCCAUGGAGCUGAGGGUUGGGAACCGGUACCGGCUGGGCCGGAAGAUCGGGAGCGGCUCCUUCGGGGAUAUCUACCUGGGAACUGAUAUUGCUGCCGGAGAAGAGGUUGCAAUAAAGUUGGAAUGUGUGAAAACCAAACAUCCUCAGCUCCACAUCGAGAGUAAAAUCUACAAAAUGAUGCAGGGUGGAGUGGGUAUUCCCACAAUUAAGUGGUGUGGAGCUGAAGGGGACUACAACGUUAUGGUGAUGGAGUUGUUGGGACCAAGUCUUGAAGAUCUCUUCAAUUUUUGUUCAAGGAAAUUUAGUCUCAAGACAGUCCUAUUACUUGCUGACCAAAUGAUUAGUCGAAUUGAAUAUAUUCACUCAAAGAACUUCAUACACCGAGAUGUGAAGCCAGAUAACUUCUUAAUGGGCCUGGGGAAGAAAGGCAAUCUUGUCUACAUAAUAGACUUUGGACUAGCAAAGAAGUAUCGAGAUGCUCGAACUCACCAACAUAUUCCAUAUCGUGAAAAUAAAAACUUAACAGGAACUGCCCGUUACGCGUCCAUCAACACUCAUCUUGGAAUUGAGCAAUCUCGCAGAGAUGACUUGGAGUCCUUGGGCUAUGUACUGAUGUAUUUUAACCUGGGCUCCCUCCCCUGGCAGGGACUGAAAGCAGCAACAAAGAGGCAGAAAUACGAACGUAUCAGUGAAAAGAAAAUGUCUACACCCAUUGAGGUUUUGUGUAAAGGAUAUCCUUCUGAAUUUGCCACAUACUUGAAUUUCUGUCGUUCUUUGCGUUUUGAUGACAAGCCGGACUAUUCCUAUCUAAGGCAAUUAUUCAGAAACCUCUUUCAUCGGCAAGGAUUCUCCUAUGACUAUGUCUUUGACUGGAACAUGCUGAAAUUUGGUGCGAGCAGAGCAGCUGAAGAUGCUGAACGGGAAAGGCGAGAACGAGAGGAAAGAUUAAGACACACCCGAAAUCCAGCUGUACGUGGAUUACCCUCCACUGCUUCUGGCAGGCUUAGAGGAACGCAAGAUGUAGCUCCUCCUACACCCCUUACCCCAACUUCACAUGCUGCCAACACCUCUCCUCGGCCAGUAUCCGGUAUGGAACGAGAAAGGAAAGUGAGUAUGAGAUUGCAUCGUGGUGCCCCAGUCAAUAUCUCCUCGUCUGAUUUAACAGGCCGACAAGAUACCUCUCGCAUGUCAACUUCACAGAUUCCUGCUCGGGUUGCUACCAGUGUUCUCCAGUCUGCUGUGCACCGAUGAAAAUUAUUUUGCCGUGGAGGGCAGAUAAUGCAUGGCUGAUCUCCCAUGUUACCAAUGGCUUUACUAGCAAAUAUUCCCUAAACUAGAGUGGAAAUUGGAGUUCUCCAUGUGACCUAAAAGGCACUUGGAGGAACAUGCAGAGACUCCAGCAGCUGCCAUUGCAGGACGCUUUUGCCAGAAACCCAGUGACCUUAAGAGAACCCUGUGGUAACAGGGCUGGAAAAGAAAGAUGGUUUACAGAGUUCACCGCCUGUUACUGGAUGGCCAUUUCAGUUUUCCCUCCACAGGCGGCAGACUUUAUUCCCUUUUUAUUAUUCUACUGUAACUAUAAAUCUUUUACUUGGUUUAAGAAAGUUUUUUGUAUAAUUUUGCUAAAAUUAUUGGCUUACUUCUCUGUAAAAAACUCUUGCUUUUGUCUGAUUUAAAAAUGUAGAAUAUAAACAAACCUGAACUAAAGACAACGACUUGAAAUUUCUUGUUUAAAAGAUUAGUCUGCCAGGGAACUUCUAAAUUAAUGAAAACCAUCUGAUGUUAUUUAAAUUGUGUACUUUCAUGUAUUGUCCCAUUCUGAGUCGGUUUUCUCGUGAAGUUUUUAAAACUGUUAGCAGUUUAUUUCACUGUUCACUGUCUUCAUUCACACUGGACAUUUAACUUUCUGUGUAGCACAAAGAAAUUUUUAAUAUUCAUUGUGUUUCAUAGAAGAGGAUAACUAAAUGCCCUGCAGGAGAGUCUUAAGUAUAGUAGAGAUUGUAAUGAUGAAUUUCUUUUUUGUAAAGAACAUGAACAACAGAGUGAAAGACUGACAUUUGAGGGAUUUAGAAUUAGAAAGCUUGUUCUGUCUAUGCUUAGUUUGGGUGAAUGGAUACUUUCAAACUUUGGUUUUACUGGGAAAAUUUUGUUUCCUCUUCUCUGAGGCUGGAGGCUAUUACAAGUGCAAAAUAGAUACUGCUGCUGAGUCUUCAGUGAAUUUGCAUGUUUCAUUCAGUAUCCACAUGUUUAUAAGUAAAUAAAUACCUUGAUUUAUGCCUUCGGUUACAUGCCGAGACCAAAAAAGGAAUUCUUAAACAAAACUAAACAGCCCACCCAGCCCCCCAAACAUAGUAAUCCAUUCUUGCAGUAAAAUCCUGAGAAUUUCUACCAUUCAGGUGCGUAUCAUAUUUAAUUCUUAAGUAUAUUCAACCUGAGUAUGGCCGGAGUCAUUAUCUAGGCAUGAGUGACUCAACAUGCUCAGGUUGUUGCAGAUGUUGUUGGCUCCUGUUGAUUGUGAAAUCUUGGAAAUUCUUCAUAUUGUCUCUUACUAUAAAUGAUCUCAUAAAAGUACAUGUUCUGGCCUUACAUUUCUUAGAACAGUACCAGAACUAUUAUGACUGAAAUUAUGGAAGUUCUGUGCUGGAAAUGAAAAUAUGUACAGAGAUUUUGUUUGAACAGUUAGGUAUUUUGAGAAAUUCGUGCCUGCCUGGAGACAAUUUUAAAAGAUGUUUGGUCUUCAGAUUUUUAUGGAGAGUAGUUUUUUAUUUUUUGGGUGUUUACAUAUUCUUUUUCGCCCCUCUCAAAAGUCCACAUACUAAGUAUUAAGUAUCAUAAUUCUUCUUUGGAUACUUCCAUAACAUUAGCUAUUUCCUUGUGUGUACUCCAGGUCAGACUGGGGAAAUGUGUGUUUGGGAAGAGUAUAGUGGAAAAGCUUGAGAAUUUGAUCAAUUGAUAAGUUUGCAUAAGAGAACUAUUUCCUCAGUUACUAUAAACUUUGGUAUUUUAGGCAUGUGCACUACCAUUGGAGCAGUUUUACACUUCAGUAUGCUUUCCUUGUAAAUAUCUGUGGUUAAUAGUGUAAUGUUUGAGGGACUUACAAAAGCAGCCUUUUUAUUUCCUAUGUAUCUGGACCAUUAGAUUGCUGUACUAUACUUAAAAGUUGACUGCAGACUUCAACAAUUAUACUCACUUGUGGGCAGUUUUUGUCCUCGUAAUAGUUAAAUUCCAUCAUGCAGAGAAUAGUUAGACUGUCUAUAUAAACCUGUGUAUAAACCAGUAUCUCAAAGCACUUCAUUUGUACUACCACUGUAUUUGUGUACUUUAACAGUUGUGUAAAUACAUUCAUAAUAACUUCUCUUCUUCUUUGGUGUAACUUACUGACUUGCAAUGAAUCCUUACUCUUUACCUGAUGCAACUUUUUUUUUGCUUGUUUUCUUUUUACUUCUUUUUUUUUUCUUUUUGCAUUUUUAUUUUUUUUUCAAGGGGUUUCAGUACCUGCAGAACCAGUCAGUUUGUCAGUUACAAACAUUUGAAGAUACUGUCUUGCUACCAAAACUUUCAGUGAAAGAGUUUGGUAGUUAUGAUCCUGGGGUAUACAGGAAGAAAGAGAAAGCAUUGAUUGCUUUGCUCACAGAAAGCAUGUCUUCUUGUCUGUUUGCAGGUAAAUGUUUUUGUUUGGAUACUUCUUUUUUUUUCAGAAGUUUUUCAUUUUGUACAAAUGCUUUUGCUUAUCAAGUAAUGCAUAGUAUUGAUAAGGAAGUAUAGUAAGGGAAUUGAGAUUGGAUCAGUUAUGGGAAUUAGGAUAAAAGCAAGAAAAAUAAUGAGCUGUACUCAAGGUGGUGCCCUGUAUAAUAAAAUUCUGGAUUUUGCUAUGUGAUUCUCAUUUAAUUACAUCUAUUAUAAUCUGAGGAUAGACGCACCUUCAGGAACCCCAUGUGUUUUCUUAUUAGCAAGCCUUUGAAAGUUGGAAGGAUAUUUUGAUUUCUUCUAGUGGUUUUUAAUUAAAACUGUGUAUAUGCUUUAUAUGGUAAAUACCACCUGUGCUGCUGUUUUACAUAAUCUUGAAUGGUUACAGAAUCCUUGAGUUUUUUGUGGUACAAAUACUUAAAAAAAAAUAAUAAAUCCUCUUCUUUAUGAGAGUUAUUAAGAGAAAACAUUCAAGUCCAUAUAUUCCAUGUUAACUUUAUGAAAAUAGUCAAAAUACUCCUUGGAGGAAGACAUGUUGAUGAACUCGUCGUUUCCAGUGGGAAAAAAAUACCUUAAGCACAACUAUUUGUCUUUGUUUCCUCAUGUCCCAGACCCUUGUGUACAGCAUUGG